AAAGAAAGUUUGGGAAGUUUCACACGAGCCGUUCGCGUGCAGUCCCAGAUAUAUAUAGAGGCCGCCAGGGCCUGGGGAUCACACAGGAUCCGGAGCUGGUGCUGAUAACAGCGGAAUCCCCCGUCUACCUCUCUCCUUGGUCCUGGAAUAGCGCUACUGAUCACUAAGUAGCCAUAAAAUAUUAUAAUAAACCCUCAGCACUUGCUUAGUAGUUUUGUUAAGUCUCAAGUAAAAGGGACAUAAACAAAAAAUUCUUUUUUGUAAAGGACUCCAAAAAUAAAAUUCUCUAGGGAUUUAAAAAAAAAAAAAACAAAGAAAAUGCCAGCUGAUAUAAUGGAGAAAAAUUCCUCGUCCCCGGUGGCUGCUACCCCAGCCAGUGUCAACACGACACCGGAUAAACCAAAGACAGCAUCUGAGCACAGAAAGUCAUCAAAGCCUAUCAUGGAGAAAAGACGAAGAGCAAGAAUAAAUGAAAGUCUGAGCCAGCUGAAAACACUGAUUUUGGAUGCUCUUAAGAAAGAUAGCUCGCGGCAUUCCAAGCUGGAGAAGGCGGACAUUCUGGAGAUGACAGUGAAGCACCUCCGGAACCUGCAGCGGGCGCAGAUGACGGCCGCACUGAGCACAGACCCGAGCGUGCUGGGGAAGUACCGCGCCGGCUUCAGCGAGUGCAUGAACGAGGUGACCCGCUUCCUGUCCACGUGCGAGGGCGUUAACACCGAGGUGCGCACCCGGCUGCUCGGCCACCUGGCCAACUGCAUGACCCAGAUCAACGCCAUGACCUACCCCGGGCAGCCGCACCCCGCCUUGCAGGCGCCGCCGCCGCCCCCGCCAGGACCUGGCGGCCCCCAGCACGCGCCGUUCGCGCCGCCGCCGCCGCUCGUGCCCAUCCCCGGGGGCGCGGCGCCCCCUCCCGGCGGCGCACCCUGCAAGCUGGGCAGCCAGGCUGGAGAGGCGGCUAAGGUGUUCGGCGGCUUCCAGGUGGUACCGGCUCCUGACGGCCAGUUUGCCUUCCUCAUCCCCAACGGGGCCUUCGCGCACAGCGGCCCUGUCAUCCCAGUGUACACAAGCAACAGUGGGACCUCCGUGGGCCCCAACGCAGUGUCGCCUUCCAGCGGCCCCUCGCUCACUGCGGACUCCAUGUGGAGGCCGUGGCGGAACUGAGAGGUUCAGGCCACCCCUCCCCUUAAAUUCCCCAGCCCAUCUCUCUUCCCUCCGGACACUAAACAGGAACCUGGAUACUGGGAGGGAAGAGGACUUUUGUGAUUAAGUGGUUACUUUGGGGGGUUUUGUUUUAUUUCUAAAAAGUUACUUUUUGGUAGAGAGCUGUAUUAAGUGACUGACCAUGCACUAUAUUUGUAUAUAUUUUAUAUGUUCAUAUUGGAUGGCGCCUUUGUAUUAUAAAAGUUCAGAUGACAUUUCGUUUUUUACACGAGAUUUCUUUUUUAUGUGAUGCCAAAGAUGUUUGAAAAUGCUCUUAAAAUAUCUUCCUUUUGGGAAGUUUAUUUGAGAAAAUAUAAUAAAAGGAAAAAAGUGAAGGCUU
This is a messenger RNA of Lemur catta (Ring-tailed lemur), 1540 nucleotides long. It is a transcript of the gene HES1, whose product is annotated as hes family bHLH transcription factor 1. NCBI's taxonomy places the organism in Eukaryota, Metazoa, Chordata, Mammalia, Primates, Lemuridae. Bases 319 to 1161 code for a protein of 280 amino acids. The record is from RefSeq and is a predicted model, not a curated record. Gene Ontology annotation, molecular function: N-box binding; protein dimerization activity; E-box binding. The transcript has 4 exons. Gene Ontology annotation, biological process: regulation of transcription by RNA polymerase II; negative regulation of neuron differentiation; Notch signaling pathway. Gene Ontology annotation, cellular component: nucleus.